GCGUGGCUGCGCUGGCAGGGAUCGCUAUGGCAGCGGCGUCGCUGUGGGCUCGGCCUGCGCGUUCGCGCCGGGGCCCGGCUGCCUUCGCAGCCGCGGGCACCGCAGCCUCUCGGGCAUGAGCGGGGCCUCCCGCUGUGGCCUGCUGCCCUGCCUUCCGCUGCUGCCGCCGCCGCCGCAUCCCGACUGUGGGCCGGCGCCGGGAAAAUGCCCUUGGCCGCCUACUGCUACCUGCGUGUCGUGGGCAGGGGCAGCUACGGGGAGGUGACGCUCGUGAGGCACCGGCGGGACGGCAGGCAGUAUGUUAUCAAAAAAUUGAACCUCCGAAAUGCCUCCAGCCGAGAGCGGCGAGCUGCUGAACAGGAAGCCCAGCUGUUGUCUCAGCUGAAGCACCCCAAUAUUGUCACCUACAAGGAGUCAUGGGAGGGAGGGGACGGUCUGCUAUACAUCGUCAUGGGCUUCUGUGAAGGAGGUGAUCUGUACCGAAAGCUUAAGGAGCAGAAAGGGCAGCUUCUGCCUGAGAGUCAGGUAGUGGAGUGGUUUGUUCAGAUCGCCAUGGCUCUGCAGUAUUUGCAUGAAAAACACAUCCUUCACCGAGAUCUGAAAACUCAAAAUGUCUUCCUAACAAGAACAAACAUCAUCAAAGUGGGUGACCUAGGAAUUGCCCGAGUGUUAGAGAACCACUGUGAUAUGGCUAGCACUCUCAUUGGCACACCCUAUUACAUGAGCCCUGAAUUGUUCUCAAACAAACCCUAUAACUAUAAGUCUGAUGUUUGGGCUCUGGGAUGCUGUGUUUAUGAAAUGGCCACCCUGAAGCAUGCUUUCAAUGCAAAAGACAUGAAUUCUUUAGUUUAUCGGAUUAUUGAAGGAAAGCUGCCACCAAUGCCGAAAGAUUAUAGCCCAGAGCUGGCAGAACUGAUAAGAACAAUGCUGAGCAAAAUGCCUGAAGAAAGACCCUCUGUGAGGAGCAUCCUGAGGCAGCCUUACAUAAAGCGCCAAAUCUCCUUGUUUUUGGAGGCCACAAAGGCAAAAACCUCCAAAAAUAAUAUUAAAAAUGGUGACCCUAAAUCUAAGCCUGUUGCUUCCACGGUUUCUGAAAAGGCUGAAUCAAGUCAUGAAGUAGUUCCCCCUCAAACACACUCUUCUCAGGGCUCCAAGACAUAUGUAAUGGAUAAAGACAAAGGUUUAUCCCAGGAGAAACACAUAGUCAUUGGCCCCUUGAAGACACCUGCAAGUCUGAAAGGCCACCCCUGUAAACCAGACACGAGCAGCACCACAGAAUCACUGGCCACAAUCAGUAGAGUGAAUAUUGACAUCUUACCUGCAGAAGGGGACUUGAGUGAUGGCUUAACUCAAGAAAAUGAGCCAAGACACUUAGCUGACUCUAAGGAGCUAGAAGGUAAAUGCAAUAUUUCUCAAGUGAAAGAGAGGCUACAGGAUAAUACUAAGUCCAGCACUCGACCUGGAAACCUAAUUCCUAUGUGGUCCUCUGACGAUGUCACUGGGGAAAGGAAUGACCCAGUGAAGACUCUGCAGUCCCUAAACAAAGACCAAAAGCCAAAGGACCAGGAUGAAGUUUCUGGUGAAUGUAUUACAGAAAAAGAGGACAGAAUCCACCCACGUUUACAGCCACAGCGGUCUGGGUCUGAACCUUCCCUAUCUCGCCAGAGACGGCAGAAGAAAAGAGAGCAGACUGAGCACAAUGGGGAAGAGAAACAGUUCCAAGAGGCUCCUCCUCACCUUUUGCCUUCUCUUCCCACUGUUGGAAAAGUGGAUGUCACAUCAACCCAAAAGAAUACUGAAAACCAAAGUAGAGUGGUCACUGGGUGCAUGAGCCGUUUGAGGAGCAGUGAGAUGCCAUCAUCAAAGGAUCGACCAUUAUCAGCAAGAGAGAGGAGGCGACUAAAGCAGUCACAGGAAGAGAUACUCCCCUCAGACCCUUCAAUGAGGAGAGCUUCUCUGAAUGCAGCGGGGCCAGGAAAGCCACAAGAGGAAGGCCAGCCCACCCCUGCCCGAUGGUUGUCUUCUGGCCGAAGCUUUGCUCAGGAAAAGAAACUCACCCACUGUUUCUCUGAGGAGGAGUUAAGUUCUUCUACAAGUUCAACAGAUAAAUCAGAUGGGGAUUCCAGAGAAGGGAAAGGUCAUACAAAUGAAAUGACUGACUUGGUACAAUUGAUGACUCAGACCCUAAAAUUGGACUCUAAAGAGAGCUGUGAAGAUCCCCCAGUGCCAGAUCCAGUGUCAGAAUUUAAACUUCAUCGGAAGUAUCGGGACACACUGAUACUUCAUGGGAAAGUUGCAGAAGAGACAGAAGACCUCCAUUUUAAAAAGCUACCCUUAGUUAUCAUACCAGGUUCUGAAAAGAUCAGAAGAAUAGUUGAAGUCUUGAGAGCUGAUGUAAUCCAGGGCCUGGGAAUUCAGCUUUUAGAGCAGGUUUAUGAUCUUUUGGAAGAGGAAGAUGAAUUGGAGAGAGAGGUACAUUUGCGGGAGCACAUGGGUGAAAAGUAUACGAGUUACAGUAUAAAAGCUCGCCAGUUGAAAUUUUUUGAAGAAAAUGUGAAUUUUUGAGAAUUUAUUCUUAUUUGCUGCCAGAACUAAAGACCUAUGUUCAAAAGCUUUUGGCUUACACAGAAACAAACCUAUAAUGAGGACAGGAGGCCAUUCAUCAACUUUUUAACUCCUUUCGGUUUUUUUACUGGAAAAAAAAAUAGAACGGAGUAACAUGAAGCAAGUUAACAAAAGAAAGAAAAAAACCUUUGGCGUUAUCUUAUUCUCUUGAAGAGGAAAAAUCUAAGACUUUGUUUGGUUACUGUUUACUGAGCCUUAAACCACCAACUUUAUAUCUAGAACUUUAUUUUUUUAAGGUACUAAUUAGCUUGAAUACAGGGCCAAAUAAUAUUGGAUUGGAAGUUUUAUAGUGUACUAUAGUGAUAAAAGCACUAGGAGAAAUAAAUGACAUAAUAUGCUCACUGAUACUAUUUGUCAUUGUUAAUAACCUUAGGUAGUAGUUAAUAAAUUAUUUUUUUUUAAAGUCAAGUCACAAUUCUGGGAGUAGAUUCAAAUAAUGUAAAGUUGUAUCUAAUACUUGAGCAAUUGAAUUCCUUCUUUACAUACUGAUGGGCAUUUAACAUUUUAUUUUCAUGUUAAGAUACACCUCAUUUAGGGUAUUCAAGAAUUGAAACUAAGAGAUAUUUUGGCUGUGUAAAUCAAUGUUUUUACAUGCUGGCUUUUUAGAUUUAUUUUUCCAUCAGUGAAAACAUUUCUUAAACACUAAUUCUUUUUACAGUUAAGCAAUCUGUAAAUGGAGUCCAGUGGAGUCCAGCUCCUUUUAGUUACGUUGUACAUAUUUGUCUCCUGAAGUUUGGCUUCUUAUGUAUCAAGAUAUUGGUUGUCUUCCCAUGUUUUAAAUGUAUGCUUAUGUAUAUUUUAUUAGUUGUUUAAUAAGGGGGUAAUGCCCACCUGGGCAAUAGUUUUUAUAAAAUAAAAGUCUUGAUUAUUAAAUUUUCACUUCUGUAUUGAAGGGACACUACAAAUGAAUUCUGCUCCAGAAAUGCUUUUAGUUUUUUAUCAUUAAAAAUGUUUUCUUUGAAAAUACACACACACAUAAAAUACUCUAAUGAAAUGUUCCCUUUCCAGUCAUUUAACAGACCUUUAUUUAUUUUGUGUGCCAGGUUCUGGGGAUAUAGUGAAUACAACAAUACUUCUUGCCCUUAUAAGGCUCAUAGCUUGGUUCCUAAAACCUCUUAUGUUUACUUUGAAACGUCUGUUAGAACUCAACUACAAAAUCGUCGAGUCCUAGUGCCCAGUUGAGGGCAAAUCUUUGGCAAACUGUUGGUCUUCCUGAGCUACUUAUUCACCAUUUCUUACAUGUUUCAGAACUCUACGUCUUUCUGGAAAGUCAUUUAUUUAAGUUUCCUAAUUUAUUGAUAUAAAGUUGUACAUACUAUUUUCUUAGAAUUAAAAAAUCUCCCUCAUACUUUAUUAUUCCCAUUCUAUAUAUUUUUGUUUAAAUAUUCAUUCAGUUUUUAUCCUACUAUCUUGGUUAUUCUGUGGUUCUUUUUUCUUGAACACCUAAUCAUUUUUCAUAUUUAAUUAUAAAACACAUUUUUUAAGACUAUGAAUUUAAGAUACUUUUGGCCAUAUUUCAGACUUUGAUGGGACAUUUUUGACAUUAGUUUCUAAAGUCAAUAAUUCUGGUUUCGAUUUUCUUUUUUAUAAGUUUCUUAAUUUCCAUGUAUUUAGAAAGCCAGGGAAAUUGUCUCCUUGCUCCAGUGACAUUGCAGUGUUGUUACUGAAUAUGACCUGCACAAACUGUUUCUUAGAAUUGUUUUUCCCUGUGGCUCAGUACAUGACCCAUUAUUGGAAUAGCCAAUAAUAUGGGCAUUCAAUAAAGGUUAAUUAUGUUAUGCACAGAAUCACUUGUCUAUUAAAUAUUAUUCAAGCCUAUUAAUGACCUGAUCAAUAGAUUCUGUGAUGGAAAUGUUCUGUGUCUGCACUGUCUUAUAUAUUAGCCACUAGUCAUAUAUAGCCCUUGAAAUGUGGCUAGUUUGAGGAACUCGAAUUUUUUAAUUUUAAUUAAAUAUAAGUAAACGUGACUAGUGGCACCAUAUUGGACAGUGCAGCUCUGUAUCAUUCACUCAGUAAAUACUAAACACCUACAAUAUGUUACAUACUUUGUAGGUACUGGGCAAACAGCAGUGAGCAAAACAAAGUGCCUGUUCCCAUGGAGCUUACAUUCUAUAGAGGACAAUUAACAAAUACCUCCUGUGAGAUACACUAAAUGUCAUGAAAAAUAAAGCAGGCUAAAUGGAUAUAGAAUGAUAGGGCAUACCACUUUAUUUUGAUAGGGUAUAGGAAAUGCUUCAUUAUAGUGGCAUCUGGGUAGAGAUCUGAAAGGAAUGAACAAGUCAUAUACAUCUGAGGGAAAAUGUU
Rhinolophus ferrumequinum (greater horseshoe bat) is the source of this 4929-nucleotide messenger RNA. It is a transcript of the gene NEK4, whose product is annotated as NIMA related kinase 4. Lineage: Eukaryota; Metazoa; Chordata; Mammalia; Chiroptera; Rhinolophidae. The record is from RefSeq and is a predicted model, not a curated record. The transcript is spliced from 15 exons. Gene Ontology annotation, molecular function: ATP binding; protein kinase activity. Gene Ontology annotation, biological process: protein phosphorylation. The coding region runs from base 205 to 2565 and encodes 786 amino acids.